Molecule: messenger RNA, 9754 nt
Organism: Xyrichtys novacula (pearly razorfish)
Lineage: Eukaryota; Metazoa; Chordata; Actinopteri; Labriformes; Labridae
Source: the annotation of a GenBank genome assembly
AUGCAGCGGGGGAUGACCAUGCCGUCCUUGUUCAGUGGCGUCAGCCCUCCCAGUUUGCCCAGUUUACCUCGAGGCUUCACCAUGCCGAGUUUACCCAGCAUGCCCAGUCUGCCUAGCAUGCCCAGUCUACCUCGAGGUCUCACUGUUCCCAGUUUACCCAGCCUGCCCAGAGGCCUCACUGUGCCCAGUCUACCCCGCGGCAUCACCAUGCCCAGUUUACCCAGAGGGAUGUCGCUACCGAGGUCCGUCGCCAUGUCGACUGUAUCCCAGGCUCCUCGGAGGCUGCUGCAGGACUGCUGCUCCGUGCUGGACCACCAGGCACCAGGAGGUAUCACUCUGACUUUUUUUAAUGAUCCCAAAAUCUCAGCGUCAGAUUCUUAAAAGUUUUUAAUUUCUGUGACAUUUGAACAAAUUUGAUCAAAGUCUCUGUUUGUCUCUCUGGACUCUUUCUCUUGUAAUUUGUCAAUAAUGUAGUUUAGCAUCUUCUGUCUGCAUCCUCAUACUGUCAGGGAUGCUGAGUGUUCCCUCUCCUUUUUAAAGUUGAGGAUGUCGGCUGCAGGUUUUCCAAUAUUUAUAUGACUGAACGGGAUUUUGUUUCUAACAGCAGAAAUUCAGGUACAGCUGCACCAAGAUUAAUUUUUAAUACUCAUGAAUCGUCUGAUUAUUUCCAAGAUUUGGAGAUUAUUGGUUUGUUCAGAGUCCAGAGCGAUGUCUCAAUGUCUGAAACGUUCAGAAAUUUAGUUUAAUAUCAUAUAAAAAAAAUUAAAGCUGCAAAUCUUUUCAUCAAGCAGCAGAAAUGUGCUUCGGAUUAGUUUAAUUAUCACAGUAUAUGACGGCCAAGUGCAGAUAACGGUGCUACAGCUGAUAUAAACUCAGCUGUUAGGAUUUUCAUCAUGUGACUGACUGAAGUGGAUGCAGUUUUUCCUCCUCCUCCACUCUGAGUGUUUCUUCCGUGUUUCCAGUGGAGUGAUCGGAGCCUCAGCUCUGCAGGUCUCUGAUAUGUUUCCUCUCUCUGUUCCUGCUGGAAUGAUAAAUAAAUCCAGAGCAGAUUAUGGAGCUGAGCUGCUGCACAUGGCCUGGAUCACACACACACACACUGACACACACUGACACACACUCAUGCACACACACAGUAGAAUAUUUCCGAGUUAAGAGCUGGGGGGGAAUAUUAAUUCUACUCUGUGUUAAAGCUGCUGGAAAAACAACAACAACAACAAACUGGAGACAGACAGACAGGAAAUUAGAGAGAUGAAAUAUUUCUGAAAUAAAAACACAUUCCUGACAUCGUCCUCUGACAUUUAAUCAGAGAGAUUUGAAACUGACGGUGACUGACAGGAGGUGGCCGGAGUGUGUGUGUGUGUGUGUGUGUGUGUGUGUGUGUGUGUGUGUGUGUGUGUGUGUGUGUGUGUGUGUGUGUGCAGAGGAUUAACCAUGAACGUGUGUGUGUGAUGGAGGUGACAGUGUGGAUGUGAGCUGCAGAGUCGUCUUCAUGUACGGUGAGAAAUAUUCACUUUUAUUCACUUUCAGUUCAGUAUUUUUAUUUUUGAUCGUGAAAAUCUGAUUUAUUGGAGCGUUAACGAUGCAAAGUAAGGAGAGGAAUCUGUUUUUCUGCACAUCCUCGCCCGCUGUCAGUGCACGCUCUGAGUUUUCCUCUGCGUCUUCAGAGGUGUUGGUGGUCUGCUUGUCGUCUCUGCAGGAUAAAUAAUAAAUCUGCUGAGGGAGAUCAAACGAAACCAGAAAACUCCUCUGCAUUUAGGACACUCAACCGCUGUUGGACAGCGACUGCUACAGGUUUAGCAGCUCAUGUAAACAGAGAUCAGCUGUGAGUGCUGAUCUGAUGACAGAUUUAAUGCGAUAUAAAGAGGGAAAGAGUCUGCUGAAUUAAUUAACACGGCUUAAUGUAUAAUAAUGAGGAGAAAAGGUAUGAAACUAUCAAUGUGUGAGAAUAUUUCUGCAAGGACAAGGAAAUAAAUCUAAUAAAUCUCAUAUUUGGACGUUUUUAUGUUAAAUUUCGUUUAAAGGUCCUGAUGACUGGAAUUUAUACUGCAGCCUAUUCAUAAGGAAACCUUUAACAAGAAAACUGAGUGUUUCUUUAAUUUGUAAUGUUUGUAAUGGGGUAGUGAAGUGCAUUUAGUCUGCACUAACUAAAAUCCAAUAAUGUAAACACAUUACAUAACAAAGCUUCCUGCAGGAUUAAGACGUACUAUCACUGCUGCAUUGUAGUGAUUCGGUGUGAUGAGCUGGCAGGUCACCAUUGGUCGAUUUCUUGUCUCCUUUAAUCCCCAAAAACCUCUUAAAGUGAACACAGAGGGAUGAAAAAUGAAGGAAAAACUGCAGAGAACAAGGUUAGCUCUCUGCUGCCCCCUGGAGGCCGUCACGCUCAGGUAUUGAUCAGUUCUCUGUGUGCAGGGCUGUGUGGAUGCUGCUGGGCGCUGAGGCCUCGCUACAAGCGGCUGGUUGAUAAUAUUUUCCCUGAAGACCCAGAGGUACACACUUACACACUUACACACACACACGUUAAAUUUACACUUUAGUGUGUAAUGUCUCAUUUCAUUAAAGGGUCAGUUCACUCAAAUGACACCACAUUGAUUUAGUUGUCUGUGACACAAGAACUUUAAUAAUCAACUUCUGCUUGAAAACCUUUUGUGUGUCUGUGUGUGCGUUUCAUGCAGGAGGGUCUAGUGAAGGCCAACAUGGAGAAGCUGACCUUCUUCGCUCUAUCAGCCCCCGAGAAACUCGACCGAAUCGCUGCGUACCUGUCAGAGCGCCUGACCCGAGAGCUGAACCGCCACCGCUACGGGUCAGCACACACUCACCUUCACACUCUCACAUGAAUAUGCAUUAUACAUGUGCUGAACCGGAGUCUGAUGCUCUGCAGGUACGUGUGCAUCGCCAUGGAGGCGAUGGAGCAGCUGCUGCUGGCCUGUCACUGUCAGAGCAUCAACCUGCUGGUGGAGAGUUUCCUCAGCACGCUGCGUCUGCUGCUGGAGCACGACAAACCACACCUGCACAUGCUCGCCACCAACUCUGUGAGUGCUGCUAAAGUUUUGAGAAUGACACAAAUUUUCACAAAGUCUGCUGCUUCAGUGUUUUUCGAUCUUUUUGUCAGAUGUUUCGAUGUUUUACUGAAGUGUAACUGCAACCAUUUCAUCAGUGUCAGUUUGGAAGUUUUUGUACCACCCUUGUCUUGAGGAUUGACCACAAGUUCUCUCUACGGGAUUGAGGUCUGGGGAGGUUCCUGGUCAUAGACCCCAAAUUUUUAGUUUUUUUUUCUCAAGCCACUCAGUCAUCACUUUUGCCUCAUGGUACGGCGCUCCAUCAUGCUGAAAAAGUCGUUGUUCGUCACCAAACUGAUCUUGGAUGGUUGGGAGAAGUUGCUCUCCGAGGAUGUUUUGGUUCUUUAUCUAUGACUGUGUUUGUGAGCCCACUCCCCUGACUGAGAAGAAACCCCACACAUGAAUACUCUCAGGAUGCAUUACUGUUGUCAUGAAACAGGGCUGAUGGUAGCGCUCGCCUUUUCACCUCCAAACAAUCGUAAAAAGGAUUCAUCAGAGAAAAUGAUUUUCCCCCAGUCCUCAGCAGUCCAGUCCCUGAACUUUCACAGGAUAUCAGUACGUCUCUGAUGUUUUUCCUGACUUCUUUGCUGUCCUUCUUGACACCAAGCCUUCCUCUGAACGUCUUCGCCUCACUGUGCGUACAGAUGGACUCACACCUGCUUGCUGCCGUUCCUGAGAGAGCUCUCGAUCCUGAAUCAACUUUAGGAGACAGUCCUGGCUCUUGUUUGACUUUCUCAGGCACCCUGAACCUCUCUUCUUGAAGUUCUCGAUGAUUUGAUUGUUUUAGGUGCGAUCUUACUAGCAGCGAUAUCCUUCCCGGUGAAGCCAAAUGCAAUAAUGACUGCAGGUGUUUCCUUGCAGGUCACCAUAGUUAACAGAGGAAGAACAAUGAUUCCGAGCGCCACCCUCCUUUUAAAACAUCCAGUCUGUUAUUCUUACUCCGUCAGUCUGACAGAUCGGUCUCCAGCCUCGUCCUCAUCAACACUCUCACCUGUGUUAACGAGAGAAUCGCUAAAAGUAUGUCAGCUGAUCCUUUUGUGACAGGACUGAAAGCAGUGCGAUUGUUUUUUGGGGAUGAAGUCUGUUUUCAUGGCAGAGAGGGACUUUCAUCUGAUCACUCCUCAUAACAUUCUGGGGUAUCUGCAUGUUACCAUCAUAAAGGCUAAAGCAGCGACUUUGUGAAAAUUAAUAUUUGAGUCAUUCUCAAAACUUUUGGCCCAGCUGUACACACCCUAACACACACUAUGAUGCACAAAGGAUGCUUUAUAGUAAUUCAAGUCGUAGGAGUCAGAGUGAGACACCUGUUCAUACUGGGAUGAUGCAAAACAGCAACCUGACAGAAUAUCACUGGAUUAAUUAUAAUGAAGUCUGAUUUAUUAUAAGAGACCGAUUAUACUCCAUGAUCUGUAGCUCACAAACUCCAUAAAAAACCCUAAUUUCAGCCUCUUUGUUACACAGCUUUAUUGUUUUAAGAUGGAGAAAUGGAGCGGUCGUCCACAGCUGUGAUGUUCAGCGGACAUUAAAACCCGUUCCAGAGCUCUACAUUCAUCAUAAUCCCUCCAUAAAGUCAAGAGAUCAUGAGUGUGACUUACGUGUAUUAAUGUAUGGAUUUAACACACACACGCUCAGAGCUCUUGAGAGUGAAGAGAGAGUGAAACGGCGUUUUAGCCUCUGCUGGAAACAUCCAACCGUCUCCUCUGUGUUUGAAUCAUGUUUCCUCUGAUGUCCACACUCAGCCUCAGGAUGUCUCUGCUCAUCUUUCUGAAUUUUUAGUUCGUGAAGUUUGCAAACAUCGAGGAGGACACGCCGUCGUAUCAUCGCAGCUACGAUUUCUUCGUGUCUCGCUUCAGUGAGAUGUGUCACUCUGAACACGAGGACCCCGACAUACGAAACAAGUCAGUCUGUGUCCUCUUUUUCCAGAUUUGAAAGCUUAAACAGAUUUUCUCUGAGUUUCUGAUGCAAUAUAAAGAUAUUUUUUUUAGAAAUGUUUCAGACUGAAGGUUCGUUAAAAACUCUUUGGUGCAGCUUUAAAAGUUUGGAGGUUUAAAAUAAGAACAUGUGGUGCAGGAUCCGGGUGUCCGGGAUCCGCGGUCUGCAGGGCGUGGUCAGGAAGACGGUGGACGACGAGCUGCAGGCGAACAUCUGGGAGCUGCGUCACAUGGAGCAGAUCGUCCCGGCUCUGCUGGUCAACCUGCAGCAGCACACACACAACCACAGGUGCACACACAAACACAACAUGUUCAUGCACAAAACAGCAAAUUUUAAGAAUUAUCUGAGAAACAUUUAAUGUGUGUGUGUGUGUGUGUGUGUGUGUGUGUGUGUGUGUGUGUGUGUGUGCGCGCGCGCGUGCGUGCGUGCGUGCGUGCGUGUGUGUGUGUGUGUGUGUGUGUGUGUGCAGUGAGUCUCCAGCCGAGCAGACUGAGGUGUGUUUCAGGGAGCUGCUGGGUCGAGCUGCAUAUGGACACAUCAACAACGCCAUCAGACCUGUACUCAUGUAAGAUACACACACAGAAACACACACGUGAACAUACUGGUACUUUGUUAUGGUAGUCGUAGAGGUAUUAGUAUACUUGGAGAGUGCAGACUGUAGAAAGAAUCCUUUAAAAAACUCCUGGAUCCAGAAGGCGAUCCGGAUCACCACCAAAAUGUAAUGGGAUCCUCCUGGAGCUGAGACGCACCUCUGGUGAAAAUUUCAGGUCAAUCUGUCUGUAACUUUCUCCGUAAAGUUGCUAACAGACAAACAAACAAACAAACCAACGCUACCGAAAACAUAACCUCCUUGGCGCAGGUAAAUAUGUGAGUGUGUUUGUUUUCAGGCACUUGGACAGUCACACUCUUUGGGAGGGACGAAGUUUUGCUGUUCAGUGUUUCCAGAUCAUCAUGUACUCCAUCCAGGUGAGGAAGUAUCAGUACACUAGUACUACCUUAGUACACAAAGUACCACAAAAUACUUCAGGUGUGUAGUUUCCUCACUUUAUUGAGCUGUAUCUGAGCGUGUCGUCUCCUUCUCAGUCUCAGCACUCUCACCUGGUCAUCCAGCAGCUCUUGGGUCACCUGGACGCCAACAGCAGGAGCCCGGCGUCAGUCCGAGCCGGGAUCGUAGAGGUUCUGUCUGAAGCUGCAGUGAUAGAAGCGACCGGAUCUGUGGGUCAGUCUGCGUCUCUGUCGUUCUUUUACCUGUUUAUUCAGAUGUGUGUAAUCUUCCUCUGUCUGUGUGUGAAGGUCCAACUGUCCUCGAAGUGUUCAACACGUUACUGCGGCAGCUCAGGCAAAGCGUUGACUACGAGCUGACUGGUUACUAUGACAACGCUGGACAAAAUAAAACCACCUCAGCCGAAGAGAAAACGCUGCAGGACGCCGUCAUCAAAACCAUCGGUGAGGGUCGGGGGUGGUCUUCUUGUCUCAGAGGUGUUUGAUUCAGUUUUUAACUCGCGUUUCUGCUCAGGAUCCUUCGCCAACACACUUCCCGUCUACCAGAGGUCAGAGGUCAUGCUGUUCAUCAUGGGGAAAAUCCCGGUUCCUGGUAUCUACCCCGCUCUGGGGUCGCCCAACGCCGGGUAAAACCCACAGCGGCAUCAGCAUCUCUAUUUUUAACGGGCUCUCCGUGUUUCCAGUGAGAUGUUUCAUGUUUGUGUGUGUGUGUGUGUGUGUAUGUGUGUGUGUGUGUGUGUCUCAGGUUCGAGGGCAGCAGAAUGAUCCAGGUGAUGUUGUUGAAGUCGCUCCUGCAGGUGAGUUCAGCUCAGUUUGUGUCCAUGUUUAAAAACGUCUCUGUGAAGAACCUCACGCUUUACUUCGUCUCGCCCCCCUCCCCCCGCCGCCGCCGCUGUCUCACCUGUGUCAGGUGUCAGAGCGUUAUGAGAGCAGUAACCUGCUGACGGCUCUGCCCUCAUCUUUCUUGGAGCCUCUGCUGUCCUUCACUCUGAUGGAGGAUCCAGAGAUCCGUCUGCUCGUUCUCUCCAUCCUCACCUCGCUCAUCGACCGACGCCACAACGCCACCAGACUCUCCAACGCCAGGUCACAUGAUUAACAUACACAUCAUAAAAACGCAGGGACAGAGAGUGCUGCUUACCUUAUGGGGAAGCCUGUUCUGUUUCUGCUGAAGUUAAUUGGCUCCAUCUAGUGGCAGACUGUGUUACUGCAGACAGAAUCUACUUUUAUAAAUGAAUCUUUACAUCAAUAUUUAAAGUUUUAAAUAUGUGUGUGUUUUCGGUGUGUGUGUGUGUGUGUGUGUGUGUCUACAGUGUGACGUUUGAUGUGUCAUUGUUGGAGCUGAAGGAGGACAGGUGCUCCCGUCAGGACGUCUUAUUCAUCAGGAAGGUGAGUAAAAAAACUGCCUCCUGAGCUUCAUGAUCAUAUUUGAGAUGACGAUCACAUGAUUUAAAGUCUGUUCUGUGAUUUAACGGUUCGUGUUUUUGCAGCACGCUCAGCGCCUCUACAGGCACGUGUACCUCACCUGUAAGGAGGAGAGCAGUGGGCGGGGCCACUAUCAAGCCCUCAUCAUCUUAUUGGCCGUCGUCAGUGUGGAGCUGUCCACUGAGGAGGUGGUGGUGGACCUGAUCCGUGUGGUGCUGGCUCUGCAGGUUUUAACAGCUUUAAAUGAACUGAAAAAAAAACUCUUUCUCCACCUGUCUGUGAGUAACUGUCUUUUCUCUGCUCUGAUUGGCUCUUCAGGAGCUGGCACUGUCCAAUCAGGAGUGUCUGUCUGUGUUUAACCGUUGUGGAGUUCACGCCCUCUGCGCCGUCUUCCUCCACCUGUUGUCCGAGCUUGGUCCUCCUCCUCCUCUGUACCAGCACGUCACUGAGGUGAGCAGACUCUUUGUUGAUAAUAAAGAUCGCCUCGUCUCUGGAUUUGACUUUUCUCUGUAUUCAUGCAGGUGAUCGAGAGUCGGCAGAAAGACGCCCCUCACCUGCUGUCUGAAGACGUGUUCUGUGAAAACCCGAGGUAUGAAGGUUUUCACAUAUAUUCACAUAAAACCUGGAAACACACUCGCUCGAUGAACAGAUGAACAGACGUUGGAUCUGCAGGUGUCAUGACAACUUUUGCACCCUUUCAAAACUCAAACACAAACUCUGUUUUCGUGUGUCAGACUGCCAGAGGGCGAGCUGCAGGUCGCUGAAGAGUUCCUGUUCGUCCAAUCAAAGAUCCGCGAGGCUCUGACAGGAAGCAGCUACAGCGCACAUGACGAGCACUUCAACACGCCGUACACACCUGAGCUGACGGGUACACACACAGUUUUAGACUCCAGGUCCUCAGAGUACUUUUAGUCCUGCAAAUAAUCAGACUGUGUGUGUUCAUGUGUGUUUUAGAUGAGGACCGUCUGUCUAAGAGGAAGAGUAUCGGGGACGUGGUUUCUCUGCAGAUGGACAUGAACCCUCAGAACAGUUCUGAGACCCAGCAGGUACCUCUGAGUACGUUUGUCUGAGUUUCUGUCUGUCUUUGUGUCUAACCUCUCUCUCUCUCUCUCUCUCUCUCUCUCCUGCAGCCUCAGACGGAGCAGAUCACCUUUGAGACUCUCAAGAACACGAUCGGUAAGAAAUCAGUCGCUCAUUUCGAAACAGCCUCAGAUGACUCGAACCCCGUUUUGUAUAAACGCGGUGUCUUUGUUUUCACCGCUGCAGAGGACAGAGGGAGCGUGGAGGAGGAGGAGCGGAGGAGGAGGCUGCAGGUGGUGGAGAAGUUUCAGACGGCGCCGUUUGAGGAGAUCGCCGCUCACUGUGGAGCCAGAGUGAGUAACCUCCGACAAAGUUUAGUUUGUUAUCGACUCUUCACACCUGAGAGCUGCUCAUCUCUUCCCCUCUGACAUUUUCUUCAAAUCUGUGUCAAUAAAGUUUUGAUUUUGUCUCUGCAGACGUCUUUGCUUCAGUCCAAACUGAACCAAGUCUUUGAUCUCAUCAUCCGUCCUCCUCCAUCUCCCUCCGGUCACUCACCGCCGCGCUCCACGCCGCUCUACGAAAUGAAGUUUCCGGACCUCUGUGUGUAUUAGACGCUUCUUAGAUUAUGUGAUAUAUUCAGGUAGAAGAGGAGACAAGGAGGUAGGAAAGGACAGAAGAGAAAGGACUGAAAUCAUCCUAACCAGUCAGAGAGCUGAUAUCAAUGUUUUUGUUUUUUUGUUGUUUGAUUCAAAUGAAAAAGUUUGUCGUUUAUUUCUGAUGUUAUUGUUUUGAAAUAUUCUGUCGUUCUCGUCUUGUCAUCUUCAGUUUGAUUUCAGUGUCUGUUUCAAUAAAUUAUUCAUCUUUUGUUUUUUUCUUCAUGUACUUUUAUUUCACUUAUUUCAUCUUGAACCAACUCCAACGUUUCUGAGGUUGAGUUCAAGAGUUUUAUUUAUUAGUCCGUCUGUUUUCUUCAGUUUGGAGAAUCAUUUAUAUUUACGUCUGUGAUUAUUGACUCUCUUUUCUAUUUCAACACUUUGUUCCCCUGUCAGCUGGAAUAGUGAGAAUCUCUUGAAUGAAACUUCGGGUGCUUUAAAUUUGAAGGUUGGAAAAAUGAGGAGAAAAGUGAAGGUUUCAUCUUUUGCUUUCAAACGUCUCUUUAUGUUUGGUAGAAGUUACAUCAUUUACACGGAUCAUAAAUAUCCAAACCUCUCUCUCUCUCUCUUUCAGUCACUCAGGGUCACAGUCGGCAGUUUCAGAGAUUUUUAUUGGUCACUAACACCCCCCCCCCCCCUUCUCUUUCAGCUGCCUGUCUGUCAGCAGUGUAA